Molecule: messenger RNA, 1233 nt
Organism: Fomitopsis serialis
Lineage: Eukaryota; Fungi; Basidiomycota; Agaricomycetes; Polyporales; Fomitopsidaceae
Exons: 5
Coding region: 318-1121 (267 amino acids)
Source: RefSeq, a predicted model, not a curated record
UGUACCGUGACAUCGAUGCACAUCACUCAAGAUUGCCAGAAAUUGCCUUCACUGUCCCUAGGCUCUCCCCCUCGUCCAGCUUCGAAUUUUUGCAAAGCGCACCAAAAGCCAUUGAAAGUCCCCACGAGUAGCGCGCGUACCGCCGACGACCAAGACGGCGCAUCUUGGUUUGUCUGGUAGUCAGUGAGCAUAACCUGUUUCCAUGAUCGAGGGUCCGAGUCCGCUGUCGCCACGCAACCAGACCUGCAGGAGACUUUCAUUGGUGCGACAGCCUGAGCGCGAUUACGUCGCCGUGGCACACAUCCCACGUCAACGGAAUGGACAGAGUCGAAUCGAUUACAGCCGCAACGUCCGAGGGCGUUCACGGACCUUCGAUCCCGCGGCUUCCUGUGGAGGUCUGUGAACGGAUCAUCGACCACGUAGCAACGGGAGUCAACCUCGUUUAUCGUUUCAUAAUGAAGGGCGAGCCACAUCUGACCACCCUCACGUCCUGCGCGCUCGUAUGCCAAGACUGGUACUACUUGACGUGGUACCAUCUUCGUCAACGCGUCUAUCUACGGGACCGGAAGGACGUCCUCUCGCUCUCCAAGACACUCCACGCAAAACCUCGCCUCCGCGAGGUCAUCCAGCAGGUCGUCAUAUCGGGUGGUUCUCCCGGGAAGCGUCAACCGAUCCGGCACCUGGGGACGUUUGCCGCUAUGCUCGCGGGCAAGGCUCCGAAGUUGUCGAGGAUCGGUAUACAAGAUGCAGAGUGGACCACCGGCUCGGUCCGGAUGGAGGACAUCGGCUUCCUAGGCGUGUUCAGCCUCAUCGACAGUGUAGACCUCUCCAAUGUCACCUUGUCGAGCGUCGCCCAGUUGUCGCACCUUGUUUCAGCACUCCCGCGGCUUAGGAAUCUAUGGUGCUACGAUGUUGACUGCUUGCAGAAACAAGUCGAGUCCCCGGCCUCCCUCCCACUGAACUGUGCAAAUCUGGAGCAUCUCGACGUGCGAUGGGUUGCACCAGCAGUCGAAGACCUCUUUGUGCGGAUCAGCCGGGCUUCUCGAGUGCCCAAUCUCGAAAUUGGGGUCGACGAGGAGUUGGAUCCUUCCUCGGCGCCAGCAGAAGCCAGACUUUGCUAGAUGCCAGUGCCACAUCGGUAGAAACGAUUGAGCUUCAUAUGUAUCCCAGUUCUUCUGUUGGUGAUGGUACAAUUGAUGCCGGCGCCAUAGUCAGAAACGACAUUACAACCUU